Messenger RNA from Penicillium cosmopolitanum, 951 nucleotides. RefSeq names its product H(+)-transporting V0 sector ATPase subunit d. The record is from RefSeq and is a predicted model, not a curated record. The transcript is spliced from 4 exons. Gene Ontology annotation, biological process: proton transmembrane transport; vacuolar acidification; vacuolar transport. The coding region runs from base 1 to 951 and encodes 316 amino acids. NCBI's taxonomy places the organism in Eukaryota, Fungi, Ascomycota, Eurotiomycetes, Eurotiales, Aspergillaceae. Gene Ontology annotation, cellular component: proton-transporting V-type ATPase, V0 domain; fungal-type vacuole membrane; vacuolar proton-transporting V-type ATPase complex. Gene Ontology annotation, molecular function: proton-transporting ATPase activity, rotational mechanism.
AUGGAAGGCCUCUUCUUCAAUGUAAAUGGCGGGUACGUCGAGGGUAUUGUCCGAGGGUAUCGGAACAGCCUUCUGACCGGCCAGAACUACUCCAACUUGACACAAUGCGAAUCCAUCGACGCUGGGCCCUUCCUAUGGCGACUUCCUGGCCACUCUCCCCCGAACCCCUCCACCUCAGCGCUUGCCGGCAAGAUGACCGACAAGCUGGUCUCAGAGUUCCGCUACCUUAUCGCGCAGUCGACUGGCUCAACUGCCAAAUUCCUGGAAUACCUGACAUAUGGUUAUAUGAUCGAUAACAUCGCCUUGCUGAUCACCGGCACCCUGCACGAACGAGACACCCGAGAACUCCUGGAGCGAUGCCAUCCACUGGGUUGGUUUGAAACACUGCCCGUGCUAUGUGUCGCAACCAACAUUGAGGAACUAUACAACUCAGUGCUGAUCGAGACCCCACUCGCCGCAUACUUCAAGGGCAGCCUGAGCCACCAGGACUUGGACGAGCUCAAUAUUGAGAUUGUCCGUAACACUCUGUACAAGAACUAUCUCGAGGACUUCUUCAACUUUGUCAACACCCACCCAGACUUUGCAGGUAGUCCCACGCAGGAUGUCAUGUCCGAGAUUCUGCAGUUCGAGGCCGACCGCCGAUCCAUUAAUAUUACCCUGAACUCUUUCGGCACUGAGCUCUCCAAGCAAGAGCGAAGGAAGCUGGAAAGUCUAAUGCUUUCCCGUGCUGAGGAUGUUGAAGGUGUUGCUCUGGCAGUCAGCGCCGUCGCAGAUUACAAAGCGUUCUUCGACGCUGUAGGCCUCAGCCAGGGUGGUAGCGGUAUGGGCGGUAUGGGCGGCGGCCCUGCCGAUGGAAAGAGUCUGGAAGAUCUCUUCUAUCAAAAGGAGAUGGACAUGUCGAAGUUGGUUUUCACUCGUCAAUUCACCCCGGCGGUGGUGUACGGUGGAUGA